AAAAUGGAACGGUAUAUUUUGGUAUAUUUCUUUGAGUCAGACCGUACAUUUUGACAUCAUCGACGAAAUUUAUGUUUUGUUUUGCUAUAACUUGUUAUAUCAAGUGCAUCAAAAUCGAAUAUUUCUCUGACCUGGCAAUUUACACCUUCAUAGGAAGCCCCCCAAAAAAAUUAUAAAUACAAAAAAUGUCUGUGGCGGCGGAGGCAGCGGCUGGGGAAGAUUCUAGUGAAGCUGCUUCAGAGCAUGAUUUUAUACAGUUGAAGAGCAUGCAGGAUGUGGAGGCCUGCGAUCAGCGGCAAUUAUACCAGUACAUUGAAAAACUACAUGGAAUUAUCCGAAAAUACGACACUAGGCUUGCGGCCAACAAACAAAAGCUGAAACAAACACAGCUGAGCCAGGAGAAGAAACUAUCUCAUACAGCCCUACAGUCUAGCAUCGAUUCAGACGAGGAAGAAGUUCCUGGCAAAAGUGAAAAAAAGGAGACUGCCGCAGAAUUUUCGGCAACAGACGCCUUCAGCUUUGUGGACGAGAUGCGCCAGGCGGCCAAGCAUGCGGAGAACCUAAACAACUUCGUGUAUGAGCCGACGUCGGGAAUGUACUACGAUCCGAAGACAGGCUACUACUACAACGCGGAGUACGAUCUGUACUACGAUGGCAACACAGGCUGCUACUACAGCUACGAUCACGGCAAAGACUCGUACGAGUUUCAUUCGCAGGCUCAGGUGCAGGCGAACGACGCAGCUAAGCCCGGAUCGGAGCCGGCGAGGCACGAGGACGAUGAGGAUGAUGAGGUGGAGUUCGACGAACUCGGAGGCGUCAUAACGGACACAGCAACGCUGCAAAAGAUUAAAACCGAAAAGCAGAAGCUUAAAGAACGAGCCGAAAAGUCCAAGCGCAGGGCGAAGAAGAAGAAGAACAAGAAGCACAGUAAGAAGAAGAACAAGAAGGAGCGUUGCCGCAAACCGAAAAGGAAACGUCGCAAUGCCGAUGAUAACGGCGACGCCGAAGACGGCGAGCUGUCCGAGUCAAGCGACUCCAGUUCCAGCUCCAACUCCAGCGACAACGAUAGCAGCAGUAGCGCCAGUGAAGACGACGGCAGUGUUCCCGUCUUCAAGGCUGCUGGACGCUUUCAAGACAUCGCCAAGAAGUAUCCGCCCUCGCUGCGCAUCAUUGUUCAGGAGACAAACGUGGAGGAGUUACUGGUCGGAAGCCUUCAUUUGAUCACAUAUAAGGGUGGAUCGCUAGGUCGCGAGGGCGAGCAUGAUGUCAUCAUACCAGAUGUGAACGUGAGCAAGAGUCAUUUGGAAUUCUACUACGAGGCCAAGUCGGGAAUUUAUAGAUGUCGUGACCUUGGCUCCCGGAAUGGCACCGUACUCAAUGGCAUGCGCAUGGCGAGCGAUCCGAUGGAUCUGGUACACGGGAGUGUUGUCACCAUUGGACAGACUAAGCUCUUGUGUCAUGUGCACGAGGGUAACAGCACGUGCGGACUAUGCGAGCCGGGUCUGUUGAUAGAGACGCAAGCGCCAGUGUCAGCAACAGCGUUGUCAUCAACUGCGACGGUAUUGUCUCACAAGGAGCAGCUGAAGAAGCUGCAAAAGAAGUACGGUCUGGAAAAUGAGAAAUUUGUUGAAGCUAGUGGCAAUGGACAGCAGAAACCAAACUACAAUGAUCGUGCGGCAACGCGGCGCGUCAACGUGGGAAGCAGUACGGACAAGGAGAAGACAGAGGUGGCGUGUGUGCAUACGGAGAUUGCCAGCUCAAACAAAGGGUUCAAGAUGUUGAGCAAGCUUGGGUGGCAGAAGGGCAAUACCCUGGGAAAGACCAACGCCAGUGCAGGCUUACUGACACCGAUUAAUGUGGUGGCCAACGAGGGAACCAGCGGCUUAGGGAGGGGUGAAACUAUCAGCGCUUCCAGGCCCGUGGACAAACGGAAGAUGGCCAAUUUAAAGAUUACCCAGGCUCGCUAUCAGCGAGCCAACGACAUAUUCGAACUGUCCGGCGAGAGCGAUUGAAAGGCCUUUACUUUUAAGAUGGAAACACAUUUAAUUAACAAUUGCUCAAACAUAUGCAUAGGUAUGUGUGGAUUAUGUGUGCAUAUACUUAUUGAUUUGCAUUUAUGUAUGUAUAUAUGUAUGUGUAUAGUAUUAAUUAAAAAUCUUUCUAUACGGUUAA
Molecule: messenger RNA, 2172 nt
Organism: Drosophila persimilis
Lineage: Eukaryota; Metazoa; Arthropoda; Insecta; Diptera; Drosophilidae
Product: angiogenic factor with G patch and FHA domains 1
Exons: 9
Coding region: 186-2012 (608 amino acids)
Molecular function (GO): protein binding; nucleic acid binding
Source: RefSeq, a predicted model, not a curated record